Echinops telfairi (small Madagascar hedgehog) is the source of this 2056-nucleotide messenger RNA. It is a transcript of the gene RASIP1, whose product is annotated as Ras interacting protein 1. The record is from RefSeq and is a predicted model, not a curated record. Gene Ontology annotation, biological process: angiogenesis; regulation of GTPase activity; negative regulation of Rho protein signal transduction. Gene Ontology annotation, cellular component: cell-cell junction. Lineage: Eukaryota; Metazoa; Chordata; Mammalia; Afrosoricida; Tenrecidae. Gene Ontology annotation, molecular function: GTPase binding. The transcript has 11 exons. The coding region runs from base 93 to 1841 and encodes 582 amino acids.
GCAAAGGCCGGAGCGCAGCAGUGGAUCGGUGGCAAACGCCCAGGCCACGGAGCUAGGGCUCCCGGGAGCUGCCCGGACCCCCAGCGAGGGUCAUGCUAUCGGGCGAGCGGAAAGAGGGCGGCAGCCCCCGCUUCGGCAAGCUCCAUCUCCCAGUGGGGCUGUGGAUCAACUCCCCACGGAAGCAGCUGGCCAAGCUGGGACGCCGCUGGCCCAGCGCGGCCUCUGUCAACCUCCACCCAAACGAGUCUCCAUCUGUCUCCCCAGGCACGGGCGCCCCUUCGUGGCGACCUCAGAAGAACCGUUCGCGGGCCGCGUCAGGCGGGGCGGCGCUGGCCAGUCCGGGCCCAAGUUCAGGAUCAGGCACCCCGGCUGGGCCCGGGGGCAAGGAGCGCUCGGAAAACUUGUCCCUGCGGCGCAGCGUGUCCGAGCUCAGUCUGCAAGGUCGCCGGCGGCGGCAGCAGGAGCGCAGGCAGCAGGCGCUUAGCAUGGCGCCAGGGGCAGCCGAAGCCCAAAUCGGACCCACGGACCCCGGCGACUUUGACCAGUUGACCCAGUGCCUCAUUCAGGCCCCCAGCAACCGCCCCUACUUCCUGCUGCUCCAGGGUUACCAGGACGCCCAGGCAAGCACGGACUCCCCUACUUGCCCAUCCAAUCCGGAGAUCCCUCGGCACCUCCUGUCUAUGAAGGGCAACAAAAUUACACAUUCCGCUCGGGAGCUGGAGCUGGGCCACCUGCCGCGCCUGCUGGGCCUCCUGGCCCGACUCAUCAAGGAGGCUGUCUGGGAAAAGAUUAAGGAAAUUGGAGACCGUCAGCCAGAGAACUACCCUGAAGGGGUCCCUGAGGUGCCCCUGACCCCCGAGGCUGUGUCUGUGGAGCUGAGGCCGCUCAUGUUGUGGAUGGCCAACACCACGGAGCUUCUGAGCUUUGUGCAGGAGAAGGUGCUGGAGAUGGAGAAGGAGGCCGAUCAGGAGGACCCACAGCUCUGCAAUGACUUGGAAUUAUGUGAUGAGGCCAUGGCCCUCCUGGAUGAGGUCAUCAUGUGUACCUUCCAGCAGUCUGUCUACUACCUCACCAAGACUCUGUAUUCCACGUUGCCUGCCCUCCUGGACAGUAACCCUUUCUCAGCUGGAGCAGAGUUGCCGGGACCUGGUGCUGAGCUCGGGGCCAUGCCUCCAGGGCUGCAACCUACCCUGGGCGUGUUCCAGGCAGCCCUGGAACUGACCAGCCAGUGCGAGUUGCACCCGGACCUUGUGUCUCAGACCUUUGGCUACUUGUUCUUCUUCUCUAAUGCAUCCCUUCUCAACUCGCUCAUGGAACGAGGUCAAGGUCGGCCUUUUUAUCAGUGGUCACGAGCUGUUCAGAUCAGAACCAACCUGGAUCUUGUCCUGGACUGGCUGCAGGGGGCUGGCCUUGGUGAUAUCGCCACUGAAUUUUUCAGGAAACUCUCCAUGGCUGUGAACUUGCUUUGUGUGCCCCGCACCUCUCUGCUCAAGGCUUCAUGGAGCAGUCUACGAACUGACCAUCCCACCUUGACCCCUGCUCAGCUCCAUCACCUGCUCAGUCACUACCAACUGGGUCCGGGGCGUGGGCCACCACCUUCCUGGGACCCACCCCCUGCAGAGCGAGAUGCUGUGGACACAGGGGACAUCUUCGAAAGCUUCUCCUCCCACCCGCCCCUCAUUCUGCCCCUGGGCAGCUCACGCCUGCGUCUCACGGGGCCAGUGACCGACGACGCCCUGCACCGAGAACUAUGCAGGCUCCGCCGACUUCUCUGGGACCUUGAGCAGCAGGAGCUGCCGGCCAAUCAUCGCCACGGACCUCCCGUGGCCACGCCUCCUUGACAACCAAUAACAAAUGAGCGCGGGAACCUUGAAACUUCGUCGGCUCUUAACUCACAGGAGCCCGUCUGAGCGCAGAGGUUUCUGGGAGUUGUAGUUCUCCCCCCCCCGGGUGGCAGUCUAGGCGUUUGAAUUGUGGAACAGCGGAGGAUGGGACAGUGGGGAAAUGGGCUUGAAAUGUGGGUGCCAAGAAGCAAUAAAGAUAUCUGUGGUAAUUG